AUGGCAAAACAACCCCCUCCAGCUUCCUCCUUCCCUCCCUCAAUGGGACCUGGCGCAAUGCCUUAUUCAGACACGAACUCCCCUGCAGAUGCAUAUCCUAAUUCGACAUCCUCCGAAGCAGUCGAUCCCCGGACCUCUUAUGUUGUUGGCCUCACCGACGAUGCCAUUACUAUAAGGACUCUCGAGGGCCGUGAUCCAUUAUACCAAGUCUACUUCGACAACAUGCCCCUAACGGGUUAUAAAAGAUGGCUUCUUUACGGUGGUCCUACUAGGGCAUAUGCCUCCUCGCUGACCUUUUCCGACCUCCUUCGUCGCACUGAAACCAUAGCUGACAGACAUCUCACCCAACAAGAAGCAGAGGGCCUAGCAUAUCAAUCCUCAAGACGUUCCUUGUUUUCCGCCACCGGAAAUCUGUUAGGAGUGGCUGCUGGUUAUACUAUUGCCUGGCGUUCUCGUGGGAAGAUGAAGUUUCCGUUCCGAGCUCCUCAACCUUUGACAAGAUACAGCAACUUUCCGAAUCGAUACAUCCCUCUCUUCAGGGGUGAAUAUGCCCGUACUGCCUGGCACAUGACCAGAGCAAACAUUUGGGCUUUUCUUUGGGUGGUUCUUCUAUCCCCCGUUUUCUCUACGAUGGGAGCCUACUCUUUCGCUGUUGGCCUCGGCGCAGACCAGCGUACUAAACAUUUGGCCGAUAUGAUAACCCAAUUUUCCAAGGACCAACGUAACGACUUACACAGACGCCUAGCCCAACGAGAGGGUGAGCGUGCUGCCCGUCAACAAGGUGAUUCGCACUCGAAGACUUCUACCGGCCAGCUUUACCCUCAAAGAACCACCGAAGCCUCCGAAGAUCAGCAUCCCCAAGAGUGGGAGCGCGAUUCCGCUACGAACUCAGAGUCCCAGACUGGUACCUUCCGCGAUGCGGAAAGUUUCGAAUCCCAGAAAUCAAUACCUUCUUCAUCGAGGACAACUGCCCGUCCACAGCCCCCACCAGACCAGACUUCGCGACAAGAUCAAGGUGUCUUUUUCUAUGAAGAUAAUGACACGUCUUCCAAUUACGAUGAUGAUGCGUCUCCAACCGCCGGCAACAGAAACAGGUCUCCAUCGCAAGGUGGAAAUACCUGGGCUCGUAUUCGGAGAGGGGAGAGCUCUACCUCUCCAAGCCAACCGGCACCGCAAUCCGGAUCCUCACAAGAUUCUUCUCCUUCUGCAGGUGGCUGGAGGCGAUCAGAGACUCCAUCACAAAGGGAACCCCAAUUCCAGAAUUCGAGCGACAGUUUCUCUUUCUCCAAGACCGAAGCCGAUAAACAAUUCGCCCGCGACCAAGCACAAAAGGAGUUUGACGACAUGCUUGACCGGGAGAGGAAACAGAGCGGGAGCGACGAUUAUGAUCGUGGAAUGAAAGCCGUCGCUUCCGGUCAGGAGAACCAAGCUAAUUCCGGCAUGAGCUCCUGGGAACAGAGGCGGAGGAGAGAUUGA
Molecule: messenger RNA, 1476 nt
Organism: Exophiala bonariae
Lineage: Eukaryota; Fungi; Ascomycota; Eurotiomycetes; Chaetothyriales; Herpotrichiellaceae
Exons: 1
Coding region: 1-1476 (491 amino acids)
Source: RefSeq, a predicted model, not a curated record